CGUACGUAUGUACCAAAGAUUGUAUAGCGCCGCGCAGCGGCGCUAUACAAUCUUUGGUAUGUACUAUGCAGAAAAUUCAAGAUGGCAGCGCCCAUGUGUUUGAUAGCCUGACAUGUUUAGCUAAAUGUCACUUGUAUAUCAACCUUUUUUGAAUGGCAUUCGAGUUAGAAUUCAUGGGAUAGGUAUAUUUUAUGUUAUGUACAUACUGUUUUUGGUUGGCCGGUGACCAGGUGACAGUUUCUUUUAAAAUCAUGCAAAAUCAACUGUUCGUCCGAUUCGUUCUCUCCACAUGCUCAACGAGCCCGGCAGCAAGCAUGGCAAGUCGACUCUUGGUCUUGUCGAAAUCAUUCGCUAGAAAUGUAUCACUAACACGUUCCUUGCCGAGGCCUACAAGAGCUCAGUGUUCUGUAAUUACUAACGGCUACCUCACGAAGGUCUCUAGAUUGCAGUUGACUCCAGCGUUUGGUCAACUGCUGAAUCAUGUGAAUCAGACAUGUCAGAACUGCUCUCCAGUUCCACUAAUUCCAGAGAAUUUUCAGAAUACAUGGCAGUUCCAGUCACUGCGAGGGCUCUCAACAUCAGCCCCUGUCCAGGGGAUUUUCUCAAAGUCCGCUGAGAAGAAGUUGACUGAAGACAACCUCAUCUAUACAGGACCGCUGAGCAACAUCGUGAAGAUGGUCAAGCUCUUCUCACUUUCCACCAGCGGCAUUUCCCUGCUGAUCCUGCAGGCACUGUUCAUCUCGGGCGAGUCUGGGUCCAUGAAGCUCCUGGGUGGCUCCAUGGCCUCACUGCUGUUCCUGACCCCAAUUCUUCUCCACUGGGUCUCCAAGUCGUAUGCCACACAAAUUUACUAUGACCAGGCUACCGACACCUAUACAGCGAACACUGUUGGGGUCUUCCUGGCCACUAUCAGGCACGACUUCACCACCGCCGAUGUGGAGAUCCCCGCUGUGCGCAACCUGAUGACAUCCAUUCUGGUCAAGGGCAGACCUCUGCUGAUCGACCCCCGAGCGUUCAUUAGUCCCAAUCACUACAGUCACCUCAUGGGAUACGACAAGCUGCCCGACGAUAUGUCGGCAGAGGAAUUGAAAAAAGUCCUGGCAGAGUUUUCAGAAGAAGAACGUAAGGACUGAGAAUACUGUCAACUGGACGAGCAAAUCUUUUUGUAGGAUUGGAGGGGUCCCUCUACUAACAGCUAAUAAACAUCAGGAAAUCACUUUUAAAAUGGUUUGAGUCAGUGUGGCAUGCAGCUUUUAUCAGCACCCGUAGACUAGUAGCGAAAUUGUGGGGGUGAUAACGAAUUUCAAACGCUGUCCAACCUGUAACCUACUUCUAAGAUGGCGGCCAUGUCCAUGCCUCUAGCUUUCUGUGAAGCACAACUAUUGCUUCACCGGUGCGCAAAGAAUUUCUCGAGGGUAGCGGAUGGAGUUGCAGGAGCCAUGAAAUGCAUUUUUAACUCUGAAAGAUUUGUGACCGUAAACAAUUUUCACACUUUUUUCAUAUGAAACUUUUCCACUUUUAGCAAUGGCUGUGCUUUUUCCUUGUACAUGUACCUGAGACUGCCAAGGCACACACACUCUACAGUUUUCCAUUAAUUUUUUCUAACAAAUCUCAAACCAAAAAUUGUAGGCCUCUGAACAUCUUUUCAUUGACUGAAUCAAGAACAAAGGGAAAGAGUAAAUCCACAGCACAAAAGGGAACUAUUCUUAAUGCUGCGAAAGAACAGUGGAGUUCCUACCCAAGAUUUAAUCACUGCAUCACUCAUAAAUUUGGCGAUUUCUGUUCAGAACAGAAUGGGCCUGAAAAGACAUAAGAAAUGGAAUGCGCAUUUCAAGGAUUUCAUUUAAAAAAUGUUUCAAUUACCCAGGUCCCAAUAAAAAGUCAGCUAAAAGGUUUUCACACUUUUAAAGCCAGCCUUUUUGCAUGUAGAUGCCUGAUGCUCUCAGGGAGAUGUACAUGUAUAACCUAAAUUAUUUCCAACAUACAGACACGCAUUGGUGAAAGACUUCAAGUACCACCCCAACUAUGAUCUGUGGGAUAAGGCCUAUCAUGUUUGCAUGUACAUUGCGUGUACCUGUUGCCAUUACAUAUAUAUAUUAUCAUUGCAGUGCCCCAUGGUAUUUGCUUAAAAUGCACUCUCUUCUGAAGGUUCAAUUCUUCUCAUCACAUUCUUUAACCCCAUAGUCCCUGUUCUGCCUGUUACUUCCAACACUCUCAAUGUAUGAGUUUCAUAGAUUUGCCAGGGAACACACUAAUAGACUGUAAUAAUGUUAACGAAAAAUGCUAACCAAAACAUGACUAAAUCCUCUGAAUUCAAUAUGAUUUCACACCCUCUCUAGGGAGUAAGGGUGAAACAAAAAGUUUAAAGAUCAAUCACUUUGGUAUUUCACUGUUUCAUUUUUUUAAAUUCAAUUUAGUUAUAUUUAAAACAGUCUAUUAUGUAAAACUAAAUAAAGAUUGCUAUUGAUGUCAAAAGCACAAGUUGAAGUCCUCCAUAUCAGGCAAACUGAAAACGAAAGUUGUCGGGAGCAUCAUUCCAAUAGAAGUCGGUUCUGAUGACGUCACACUAUGGCUCUACCAUUAUACGACUCAUUGUCUCGGGGCAAAUGCCAGUGUGCUAAGUGCUGUGCUUGCUCACACUUAACUGUGAAUUAAAAGAAGUGGGACAGUGA
This is a messenger RNA of Acanthaster planci (crown-of-thorns starfish), 2672 nucleotides long. Its product is annotated as transmembrane protein 70 homolog, mitochondrial-like. NCBI's taxonomy places the organism in Eukaryota, Metazoa, Echinodermata, Asteroidea, Valvatida, Acanthasteridae. Gene Ontology annotation, cellular component: mitochondrial membrane. Gene Ontology annotation, biological process: mitochondrial proton-transporting ATP synthase complex assembly. The record is from RefSeq and is a predicted model, not a curated record.